AUGGCCGACAACACUGCCGAACAGCUCCAAAACCUCCAUCUCGACGAGGUGACCGGUGAGCGGGUCUCCAAGUCCGAGUUGAAGAAGCGCCAGAAGCAGCGUGAGCAGGAAAAGAAGAAGAAGGAAAAGGCUGCUGCCGCGCCUCCCAAGCCCAAGAAGGAGGUCAACCCUGAGGAUGACGAGAGCAACUUGACUCCUAACCAAUACUUUGAGAUUCGGUCCAAGAGAAUCAACAAGCUCCGCACCACCAAGGCUCCCAACCCCUACCCCCACAAGUUCCAUGUCAAGACCGACCUGCGCGAGUUCUUGAAGGAGUACCAGUCUCUCAAGACCGGCGAGCAGCGCAAGGACAUUGAGGUCAGCAUUGCGGGCAGAAUAUACACCAAGCGUGCCUCUGGCUCCAAGCUGGUCUUCUACGACAUUCGCGCCGAGGGUGUCAAGUGCCAGGUCAUGUGCCAAGCCCAGGAGUCGACUGGCGAUGUUCCCUUUGAGGCCCAGCACGAGCACCUCCGAAGAGGUGACAUUAUUGGUAUUGUCGGUUUCCCCGGCCGAACGAACCCCAAGAACCGCCCGGAUGGCGAGCUUUCCAUUUUCGCCAAGCAGGUCGUCCUGCUCACUCCUUGCCUGCACCAGCUGCCUGGCGAGUACUAUGGUUUCAAGGACCAGGAGCAGCGUCACCGCCAGCGAUACCUCGAUCUGAUCAUGAACGACCACACCCGCAACGUGUUUGUCACCCGCUCCAAGAUGGUCAGCUACAUCCGCCGGUACUUUGACGACCGCGACUUCAUCGAGGUCGAGACUCCCAUGAUGAACGCCAUUGCCGGUGGUGCUACCGCCAAGCCAUUCAUCACCCACCACAACGAGCUCGACAUGAACCUGUUCAUGCGUAUCGCUCCUGAGCUGUACCUCAAGCAGCUCAUCGUCGGUGGUCUCGAGCGUGUGUACGAAAUGGGCCGUCAAUUCCGUAACGAAGGUAUCGAUCUGACCCACAACCCCGAAUUCACCACUUGCGAAUUCUAUAUGGCCUACGCCGACGUCUACGACCUGAUGGACAUCACCGAGGACCUUGUCUCCAAUCUCGUCAAGCAGGUCACUGGCGGCCACACCACCGUUUUCCACACCCAGUCUGGUGAGGAGUACCAGGUCAACUGGGCCAAGCCGUGGAAGCGGAUUGAGAUGAUCCCCGCCCUUGAGGAGGCCUUGGGCGAAAAGUUCCCUCCGGGCGACCAGCUGCACACUGCUGAGACCAAUGAGUUCCUUAAGCGCAUGCUCAAGAAGUCCGGCGUCGAGUGCUCCCCGCCCCAGACCAAUGCCCGCAUGCUCGACAAGCUUGUCGGCGAGUUCAUUGAGGAGAAGUGCGUCAACCCCACUUUCAUCACUGGCCACCCGCAGAUGAUGUCUCCGCUGGCCAAGUACCACCGUGACAACGCCGGUCUCUGCGAGCGUUUCGAGGCUUUUGUGUGCAAGAAGGAGAUUGUCAAUGCCUACACCGAGUUGAACGAUCCCUUUGACCAGCGUCUCCGUUUCGAGGAGCAGGCCCGCCAGAAGGACCAGGGUGACGACGAGGCCCAGAUCAUCGACGAGAACUUCUGCACCUCGCUUGAGUACGGUCUGCCCCCGACUGGGGGCUGGGGUAUGGGCAUUGACCGUCUCGCCAUGUUCUUGACCGACAACUACUCCAUCAAGGAAGUCCUCGCCUUCCCCUUUAUGAAGGAGGAGAAGCAAAUCAACAAGCCUGCGGCCGAGGUUGUUGGCAUUGAGCCCAUGCCUGAGGAGGGUAUUCCCCACAAAUAG
This is a messenger RNA of Xylona heveae TC161, 1794 nucleotides long. Its product is annotated as lysyl-tRNA synthetase. The transcript has 3 exons. Bases 1 to 1794 code for a protein of 597 amino acids. Lineage: Eukaryota; Fungi; Ascomycota; Xylonomycetes; Xylonales; Xylonaceae. The record is from RefSeq and is a predicted model, not a curated record. Gene Ontology annotation, biological process: lysyl-tRNA aminoacylation. Gene Ontology annotation, cellular component: cytosol; cytoplasm. Gene Ontology annotation, molecular function: lysine-tRNA ligase activity; tRNA binding; ATP binding.